AUGCCCUCCUCCCCUUCUCCAAGUCCGUCCUUGCGGGCAGCGCCUACUACGAUGGAUAUACCGACCUCUACGACUAUGACUCCUCAAUCUUCCCAAUCUUCCCAAUAUUCAUUGACACGGCGCGCAAAACCCAACCAUGUCCAGACCAGCUUCAUACCCUCCAUCUCGACGUCUACACCAUCCGUGCCUGCGUCUGCGAUCAGCGCCUCGUCGGUCACCACCUCAAGUUCUCCCCAAGCCUCCCCAAUCAUGUCGCCCGAGACCGCCCAAAUUGCUACGAACAACUCUUCGAUUCAGGGCUCACCAGAUGUCCUCCGCGGCCGCGACUCCGACUUUCCUCCGCCCCCGUUCGAGCUUCCCGAGUCCAUUAUAUCGCGCAAAUCGAGCCAUAGUGCAAUGAGUGAGGCUAUGACUAUGAGCAAGUCCCCUGGGUUAAUACGAAGGAUAUCCAAUCGAGCCACUCAGUUUGCCGGCCGCCGGCGCCAAUCUUCAACCACAGCGAUGAGUCGUGAUCACAGCACUGGGCCCGUCAUUGUUCGACGGAGAAGUGAUAGUACCAACACAGCGCCCGAGGGCGGCCGUGGGGCUCUUAUAUCUGAUUCUGAACCAGAAUUCGUUGGGGACUGUCGUGAAGAGCUUCAUUACACCCCCUUGGGCAUGGAUGGACCUCGCGAUUUCCCGAGUACUACUGCUUCUAUAGGUUCAUCGACAGUUCCUACCUUGAGUUCUUCGCCUGGCCCUGUCAUACCAGCUAUACUGACCCAAGGAACGAUCAUGCAGAAAGUGACAAAGAAGAAAAAUAAGACCAUGGUUUUCGUUCUGGAUAGCGAGUCUGCAAAGGUAUCUUGGGGCAGAGAUCGACCCUCAAAGUCUUUCUAUAUCGACGAUAUCAAGGACAUAAGGGCAGGAGCAGAUGCUCGGAAUUACCGUCAAGAGUUUGGGGUCUCAGCAGCAGACGAGCCAAUAUUCUUCUCCAUUGUUUACGCUGUACCAGACAAAUCAAAAGGUCGUGCACAGAAAGUGAUGCAUUUGAUUGCCACGGACGAACAGACUUUCUACCUCUGGACAACGACACUUGAUGCGAUAUCCAAACACCGUCAAGAUCUUAUGGCUUCGCUAUCAUCGUUCCAUGACAAGGCUGUCCGGGCGUGCUGGCGAACUGAAAUGAGCAAGCAAUAUCAUGACAAGCCGCACUCUGAUGAUGAAGAAGAAAUUGAUAUUGUUGGAGUAGAACGGCUUUGUCGUUCCCUUCAUAUUCACGGCUCUUCCAAUUACAUUCGUUCCAAAUUUGACCUAGCAGACGUGUCACGAACUGGACGACUGAACUUUGCCGAGUUUCAGGAUUUCGUCAAAUUAAUGAAGAGGCGGGACGAUGUCGGAGCAAUCUACAGAGAGUUGGCAUCUGAUUCUGAGAAGGGCAUCACGGCCCAGGAAUUCUUGGGCUUCCUUAGAACAGUUCAACGCGAAGACGUCGAUGCCGACCGAGCUUACUGGGAAGGUACUUUUGCAAAAUUUGCUCGUCGUUCAAAGUCAAAGGAGCAGGGAUUGCAAGAUACGAUUGAAGGGACACCUCGAAUGAACGAAGCCGCCCUUACUAGCUUCCUGAUCUCGACCUUCAAUGUGCCCUUAGAAGCCUUUCCGACGCAAUUCAACCCAACUCUGAACCGCCCUUUGAACGAGUAUUACAUUUCCAGUUCCCACAACACCUAUCUGUUAGGUCGCCAGGUGGCUGGGCAGUCGAGUGUCGAAGCGUAUAUCUCAGCCUUGAAUCGUGGUUGUAGAUGUGUCGAGGUGGAUUGCUGGAAUGGCAAUGAUGGACAGCCUGUUGUCAUGCAUGGCCGAACACUCACGAGUCAAGUUUCUUUCCACGAUGUCAUGUCGACAAUUAGCAAAUAUGCCUUUGUCAAAUCACCCUACCCCUUGUGGAUUUCGCUCGAGGUCCAUUGCAACCCAGCGCAACAAGCAUUGAUGGCCGAAAUCAUCAGAACCACUUGUGGUCCAAAACUUGUCACAGAGCCGCUAGAUGCAUCAUACGAGCAGCUUCCUUCUCCGUCGCAGUUACUCAAUCGAAUCCUCAUCAAAGUCAAGAAACCUCGACUGUUUCACGAUUCUAAUUUGCCGGAGCUACCGACAGGACGAAGUCGGGGCAGUAGCGUGAAUUCCCCAUACAUUCGCCCAGCACAGCUUGACAACUCGACUAUCUCGGCCGGUCUCCUGCCCCCAAGUCCAUAUCAAAGAGCACCGGGACUAGUCCGUGCCCAAUUCAAGAACUCGGGGAGCGAGGGCCCAGAUAGCUUGAGCAGCAGCACCAGUGACAGCGAGAGUUUUACAGAAGACAUGGCUAAAGCGAAAGAGAGCAAUCGGCGGAACAAGACCAGUAACAUCAUCAAAGUUCUUGGCGAACUGGGUGUCUAUAGCGCUGGCCUCAAGUUCCACGGCUUCGAUACUGCAGAGAGUAAGGCUUGCAAUCAUAUUUUUUCUUUCAUGGAAAGUACCUUCGACAAGAACAGCAGGACGCCAGAAGACAGACGGGCCAUCACAAGACAUAACAUGCGAUACAUGAUGAGAGUUUACCCCAAUGGAUGGCGAGUCGCAUCGACAAACUUCGAUCCUCUUAAAUACUGGCGACGUGGAGUUCAGAUGGUUGCUCUCAACUGGCAGACAUAUGAUUUAGGAAUGCAAAUGAACGACGCAAUGUUUGCAGGCGGUACCGAUCAAUCCGGAUACAUCCUUAAGCCGAGGGAAUUGCGAGAGAUCAAGAUGAUUCCCAGUGUACUUAACGAAGCAGGUGCUGGUUACAUCAAGCGGGAACGCAAGAACGUCAACUUCUCUAUCGAUGUCAUUUCAGCACAGCAGCUUAUGAGACCGAAGGGGCUCGCCCAAACACGCAGCGUUGACCCUUAUGUCGAAGUUGAAGUUUUCCAUGCCGACGACAAGGAUAAAGAUAACAAGGGCGUUGUUGGUGAAGGUGGCUCCGAAGCACCUUCCAAAGAUGGCUCAUCUGGACUUGGUACCCCACACAAGCGUCGCACUGGUAUCCUCCAAGAGAAUGGCUUCAACCCUAUCUUCAACAACAAGUUCACCUUUGAUCUUACGACCAAGUUUCCAGAAUUGGUUUUUGUCCGUUGGACAGUACGCUGCUCACCGGACGGUCACAACUUCAGCGACAAAGGCCUUCCACUUGCAACGUACACUGCUAAACUCAGCAGUCUCAAACAAGGCUAUCGCACGCUUCCUCUCUACGAUGGUAACGGGGACCAGUUCUUGUUCUCCACACUGUUCUGUCGCAUCAAGAUCGACCCAGCUACCAGCAUAUACGUCAAUGGGCCAGAAGCUCCUGAAAGAGAAGGGGUCUUUAAAACCAUUCGUCAAACCGUCUUCAACCGAACUCCAAUGUCACCCAAACCCUCACUUGAUACUGCUCAUCACUAA
Lachnellula hyalina is the source of this 3432-nucleotide messenger RNA. Its product is annotated as 1-phosphatidylinositol 4,5-bisphosphate phosphodiesterase. Bases 1 to 3432 code for a protein of 1143 amino acids. The transcript has a single exon. Gene Ontology annotation, biological process: phosphatidylinositol-mediated signaling; lipid metabolic process. Gene Ontology annotation, molecular function: calcium ion binding; phosphatidylinositol-4,5-bisphosphate phospholipase C activity. NCBI's taxonomy places the organism in Eukaryota, Fungi, Ascomycota, Leotiomycetes, Helotiales, Lachnaceae. The record is from RefSeq and is a predicted model, not a curated record.